CGACUUUUUUUUCCUCCACCGAGACGAAAAACAGUGACCCACAGCCAAAAUGAGACUGUUCCUGGCAGUUGCCGUGCUGAUGCUGGCUCUUGUUGCAUACACAGAGGCUCAGGAUGACACCCUCGAGGCCAAGCUCAACAAGAUUAAAGAUCAGUUCACCGAGAUGGGAUCGAACCUGGCUGACCACCUGAGCACCACCUUCAGGAAUGUUCAGGACAGUGACACCAUCGAAUCCAUCAAAUCCUGGUGGGCACAGCAGCUGGAGAGGCUCAAGCAGUAACUUCCUGACUAGACCGUCACACAUGUCCAGUAUCUUCACCUGCAGCCUGGCCUUAGUCACUCAGGAGGCCGAGAUGUGGCAUGGAGCCGUUUACUGACCAGACCAGACGGUUACAUCGCUUUGCUGUGAAGUUUUUGUUUCUAAUAUUGUUACUGUGGUUAAUCCUGCUGUGAAAAAAAAAGUGCAAUAAAGCUGUGCUGUAAUGUUUUAAUAUGAAUGAAUUAUUUGUUGGCAUGUAAACAAAAUGAGAACAAUACUGAAAUCUGAAACGUUCAGACAAUUGUAUUAAACAUGCAUAAAUAAAA
Molecule: messenger RNA, 585 nt
Organism: Salarias fasciatus (jewelled blenny)
Lineage: Eukaryota; Metazoa; Chordata; Actinopteri; Blenniiformes; Blenniidae
Gene: apoc1
Product: apolipoprotein C-I
Exons: 4
Coding region: 50-280 (76 amino acids)
Biological process (GO): negative regulation of lipid catabolic process; negative regulation of lipoprotein lipase activity; very-low-density lipoprotein particle clearance
Cellular component (GO): extracellular region; very-low-density lipoprotein particle; high-density lipoprotein particle
Molecular function (GO): phospholipase inhibitor activity; fatty acid binding
Source: RefSeq, a predicted model, not a curated record